Molecule: messenger RNA, 4777 nt
Organism: Bolinopsis microptera
Lineage: Eukaryota; Metazoa; Ctenophora; Tentaculata; Lobata; Bolinopsidae
Exons: 14
Coding region: 2746-4104 (452 amino acids)
Source: RefSeq, a predicted model, not a curated record
ACAUGCCCCAGAAUAAGAAUCAUGGUAAAACUGCGGAGAGAAAGCGGGCUGAGAUCCGUGAGUUGGAAAUACAAAUGACUAAGAUGUUUUUAUGUGGAACAUGCCAUAUUGGAUUCGACAACCAGCAGGAGUACGAACUACACAACGAAACAGAAGAACACAAUUAUCAUAUCACAAGGAAAAUUGGCACUUUGGUUCCUGGACUUGCCAUUUGUGCGGCAUGUACGUGUCUAGUUCAAACUCAAUACGGAUGGGACAGUCACGUGCUUACAGACAAACAUCAGCGUGUAAAACAAUCACUAAAUGGGUGUGGUAUUGAGGGGGAGUAUGAUGAACCUCUCGGUUGCAUUAGCCCAGGACAAGUUGGCCUCCCCAUUCCACCCUCUGAAAUAAACAUUCGGCUAGCAACUUCGUAUGGCUAUGGUCACGGAGGCAAGAUGGGAGCUGGAAUACCAAUAAUCGGACUUGACAGCAUAACCCCCCUGGUAAAAGGAAAAGCUCCUACACAUGUGAACCUCGUAGAGAAAUUCACUUGCCGCACGUGCAUGGAUACUUUCACUUUCGAGCUCAGAGGCAAUCAUCUUGGUAGUAAUGAACACUGGAUCAAUUAUUUGAGAAAUAAUUACCCUGGUUGGUAUAGCAUGGUGUUGAAAAUCCCUCCAGAGUUUGUCAUCCAGACCAAGUUCAAACUCAUAUACUUUGCUCACAAGAUUGAAGUAAUAGAAAAAGAGACUGAGUCCCCGACUGCAAAAGCUCUUAGGGAAAGAUUUUGCAUUCAGGCCACCCAAAGAAAGGCUCACAAUAUUGGAAGGGACCGUAACGAUAGAGGUAACUACCCAAGACCGAAUUAUGGCGAAGUUUUUUUCGUUAAAGAAGGUGAAAAAGACAUUCCUAAAUACGUUCUGGGGUCAGGGAUGAUUGGUGUUAAAAGUGGCGAUAACGGUAAUGCAUGGCAACAGCAACGCGACCAAGAACAGUUUCAGUUUGUCAGGAUGAGAAACUCAGAGAAUCAAUCAAUAGACUGUGAAGGAAAAUCUGAUUCAAAAGAUAAUUUUUCUCAGGCCAGCGUUUCCGAAACAACGGGUGAAAAGUCAGCAAAAAAAGCGGAUCAAACUAUUUCAAAGGAGAAACCUAAAACUAGCAACAAGACUGAUGUAGAUUCCAAAAAACGGCCGUGUGUCAAUUUAAUGCACUCAUUGAUUUCGGAAGGCCGUGAUAGGAAAAAUGGUGAUCCUAGGCGGUGGACCAAGGGGUGGUUCCAGAGGUGAUCCAAGAAGUGGUACCCGAGGUGGUCCCAGAGGUGAUCCCAGAGGCGGUCCCAGAGGUGGUCUUAGUGGUGGACCAAGGGGUAGUUCCAGAGUUGAUCCUAGAGGUGGUCCCAGAGGUGAUCCUAGGGGUGGUCCAAGGGUUAGUUCCAGAGGUGAUCCUAGAGGUGGUCCCAGAGGUGAUCCUAAGGGUGGUCCAAGGGGUGGUCCAAGAGAAAGCCAAUGGGGUGGUUUAGGAGGUUCUGGUAGGGGACUUCACCUUACCCAUGAUUCUCCCCUAGAAGGACCUCAUUUUGCUGCAUAUCAUUGGGAAACUGUAUACCAAAGUGGCUAUCAGGAAGAGAAAUAUUAUGAAGAGGUAUUCUACAAUCCUGGAGAGGGACUCUAUGCCGCAGAAAGUGGCUAUGAAGGAUAUGAAGGAUAUGAGGGAUAUGAGGGACAUGAAGAAUAUGAACCUGCCCAUCAUGCUCCCAUCAAAACUGAAGUGCAUGGUUACGGAUAUGAUCAUGGUACAAUUGACCCCUACUACACUGAAGACUACGGAUUCGGUCAUGAAGAGGGCUAUGACUACGGUUAUGACUAUGGUCACGAAGCGAUUCAUCAUAAUAAAAGACAUAGACCUCAUGAGGCACAGUGGAGCCACGAAGAGUACUAUGAAGAGCAGCCUGAUCAUCAAGGAUAUAGAGGUCGUGGAAGAGGUCGAGGGGUUGGCUUUCCUCCGCCGAGAGGUCGAGGGAGUGGAUCAGGACCUCCACACUUCAGAGGAACGCGACCUCCACCCUUCAGAGGAACGCGACCUCUUCCAGGACCACCUCCAUUAAGAGGUUCCAGACGUCCUCCAACGCAUAGGGGCGUUGCUCGAGGGCGAGGUCCAAGACAUCCAUACUGAGUAGCAGUGACACAUUAAUUGAUGAAUUGCUCCGACAUUGGAUAGACAUAAAAACCCUCGCAUUGUGCGAUUGGAAGACUUGUAAACAAGCAGGUUGAGCGAAAUUCACUUUUUAUGUAUUCUUAUUCUUUGGAAUAUACAAUCGUUUGAAACUGGGCUCUUAAUUUUAAUAGUUUACGAAUUUUGCUUGUUAGAAGCAUUCUUUUCGCAUUCUGAAUCGAGCCAAUCUCCUUUAUACUGACUUCCUGGCACCAACUUGUAAUUUUAUUCCAUCAAAUAUUCCAUUAUGAUCACAAUCUCGUUAGAAGACAUGAAUCAUUAUGAAUAAAUAAAUAUGGAGCUAGAAAAAUACUAUGAUAUUGUGACGAUAGUUUUAAUUCUAUUAGGUAGCGAAAGUAACUUUUAUAGUAAGUGUUAUUGUAAUAGUUGAUUGAUAACAUAGUGGAUUUCACGCCUCUUGAAAUUACUAAAUCAUUUCUUGUUUCAUUUAAUAAAUCAGAACUCUUAUAAAUUCAUUUUAAAUUCGACUGGCAUUCGCUCUAACCCUAACCCAUUCGCUCAUAAAUAAAUGCUCGUUUUGUCCAAGUAGCAAUGCCUCAUACAAAGAAGACCUUUACAUCGGCCGAGCUGGAGAAGGAGCUAGAAGCACCUUAUUUUUGUGGCAGCUGUAACGUUGGACUACAUGAUCUUGAGGAAGCAAGGAGCCACCACAAGGAAGAUGAGGAGCACCUUUACCAUGUAGAGAGGAGAGUGAAGGUGAUGGUGCCUGGGCUGGCAAUGUGCCCAGCCUGCUCACAACUCAUACAGAACUCUCAUAACUGGCAAGCUCACCAUAUUUCUAUCAAACAUCAGAAAUGUUCCCACACUCUCAAUUCUAUCGGAGUAACAGGAGAUUACGAUAAACCUCUCGGCGCUAUUAGUCCUGGUGAGAUAUCUGGCCCUAUUGAACACCAUGAGAUAGACUGUCACAAAGCCACCUCGACAUACGGAUACGGCAAACCCUUUAACACUACGGGGAUCCCAAUUGUUGGUCUGAAUUUUAUCGAGGCCAAGAACAACGACCCGAGCAAGGGUGCGAAAUUCAAAUGCGGAACCUGCGAGGCAGAGUUUGGUUUUCUGGAUAGAUUAGCUCAUCUCACCAGUGUCAAGCAUCGUCGCUUCUACUUAAAAAAGCAUUACCGGGAAUGGUUUGAGAUUGCAACAGAAAGAACACCGAAAUCACGUGAGAAAGACAAACUUUUGUUCUUGUGUCACAAGGUAGAACUGAUAGAGGCAGACAAAGAGACGCCUCUAGCUAAACGAUUGAGGGGCAGAUUCUUUGGGCUGGAAAAACAUUUGAGUAUAUCCCACUCGAAGGCUAAAAACAAAGACACCAGAAGAGGACUACAUGAACCAGGCAGGAAGCCUAGAAACAACUCCGACAGCUCUGAGAGGCCUCCCCCUCCUCGUGAUUACAAUACGGUCGGCAAGUUUCACGGCUUGCAACCCUUUCCUCCUUCUAAGAGAUACAAGCCUGGACCACCUGACCACAGAUGCGAUCCUUACAGUGGCAGGAGUCAUGAGAUGUCGACGGAGCAGCUAGAUAAGCGAGAGGCGAUGAAAGCUAUUAAUGUACUGGAGAGGUUCAGUCUGCGACGAGCAGAGCAAGAGAUAAUAGAUAAAAUGGAUAAGAUGAGGGAUGCAAUAAUGAGGGGGGCUCGACUUUCUGACAUUCAAGGAUACGGGGCAAUGAUGUCGUCAAUGACAAGGUCAGCACCAGGCCCGGACAGAUCUCCUCUGAGAGGAGGUCUCCUCCAGAUUCCUAGUGAUCGUCCUUCACACAGUUUCCCGGCUAACGACCCUUAUAUUAGCUACAGUAGACCGGGCACGGCUGGUCCUGGGGCACCUAGGCCCACACUUCAGGAGGAUGCUAUGUAUAUGGAAGGCCAUGUUGGUUCACACAGACAAUAACUCUGCCUCUCAGACAAGACAUGGGAGUAUUCAGUGGGCUUGUCCGGCCCUGUGGGCCAUUCAGUGGGCCUGGCCCGACACCGUGCAGAAAACCCUUAGGGUUAAGUAUUUUUGUAGGUAAAUAUAAUGUUACAGGCGCAACGGGGUAGCCAGGAUCAAAGGCGAUUUUUCCCAUCUCUGCUUGGCAUGCAAAAAUCCUAUACAAGCGAUCUGUAAUCCGAAAGUGACUACAAAGUUCACAGACUUUACGGACUAUAUCAGGAGGACUAUAUUAGGACCUCAGGACUUAGGAGGACUAUAUUAGGACCUCAGACUCUAGAUUAUCAACCGAUUUUUAUUUCUGUUUUUAAUUUCUGUUCUAUAUCGGCUUUAAUUCUUUACAGUAGGGUGAGCUGUUACUUGAAGCUCCUGACUGUAUAAUUUUUAGGAAGUUUUAGGAUCAUUCAAAUCACACAAAAUGGAUAUCUUUGAUUUUGAACUGAACUGUACAAAUUAUAAAGUAUGAAGGGAUUGUCAUGAUGCCCUCUGGUAUUUCUCUUGUUUUAUAUUUUUUCUUUCAUCAUUAUGACGACUUGCCAGUAUCUUGCAGGUGUAUAUAUUUGUAUUCUUUCGCAACAUGUCUCUAUUCUUAUCGUUGAGAGGUUGAGCUUGAUAUAUGGCUUACUUAUGUUGC